GCCUUCAUGCGCGCGACUUCCUCUGCAGAUGCUACGCGCCACCCAGGCGCGCAACCUUGCCCUUGGAAGGAUUCGCUCAGGUACCGCCUACUAUGACGUCAGCUAUGCGUGAGGCGUCCCGCGGCUGCCAUCUUGUGGAAUUGCCACAAGCGAGCUCGAUACUUGCAGGCUGUCCAGCGCCAUCUUCAGUCCUACAGUUUGCAACAUCUUGACUACUUGCUUUUGACCAAUCGCGCGCUAUGGGGAUAUUGGUAAUCCUGUCCCUGCAUUUGCGCACAGAAUUGGUGCACCAGACAACGACAGGCUAGCUCGUAAACAUCCGCGACCCUCCGCAACAAGAUCCGACUUUAUCGCUGUUCUAGUGCAGCGUAAAUAUUUUAUGAUUACCACUUGAAUCAAGAAGCAGCACGCAAAUCCGUCUGUUCAGCGAAGACUGUCAAGUACCAUUGGGGUGGCGCCGGGGUAGAUCCAUGCCGCUUCGUGACAAGUCAACAUGGCAGACACCAUACCCCAGAUCAAGGUGACAGACCCACCUGCCGUUGGCAAAGGCUCCUACGUCCAGAACCAGGAGAAUGCGUCUUCGAUUACAGUUGACGGCCCAUUGUCCAACAAGAAGCUCUCCGCCAAAAUUCGAAGCCCCACCACACCGUCUGCGCAACCGGCAAGCGAUAUACACAAUGGAUACAUUGGCGAUGGAGAGAGAUUGCCCGAAACACCCAUGGACCCGCUCUCGCAACAAAUCCUCCAAAGAACGAAUACGUCGCCCGCCGUACAGAAACUACGAUCGCAGAACACCGAGCCCUUGUCGAUCCAAUCGCCGACAUCGCCCAACGAAACGAACGCAGAAAAGAAACUGAGUGGAGAGACAACUCGUGACACAAGCGGGGGUAAGGCAGACAAGAAGAAAGUGUCAUUCCUUAGUCGCUUCAUCGGAGGCAACAAGAAGAAGAGCACCCUCGAUGGCGCAAGCGAUAAUGGCUCUGAGGCAGACGACCAACGACCAGAGGGUAUGGAUGCCCAGCUCUAUGUCGACAACUUCAGCUUCAGUCCGAAGAUACCACAUCCUCCGGCAUACAUUAAAGUGAGGACAAAGUUCAAGAAGGAGAAGGAGUUUGACCGUGUCUUCCUGGCGCAGGAAUUACGCUCCGGAUCGGAUAAGAAGAGUCCUCCCGCUGCUGGAUCAAACCCUGCGCCCCAGUCUGGGUCAGCUGCUACUCAGAAUCCUAUUUGGGCGGUUGAAUUUAGCAAAGAUGGGAGAUAUCUUGCUGUUGGUGGUCAGGAUAGAGUCAUUCGGGUGUGGGCCGUGAUUGAUAGCCCAGAAGGACGUCGCGCGCAUGAGAUUGCCGAGAGCGAUCCGCAUGCCCAUCUCAGCGCACCAGUCUUUCAGCAGAAGCCCAUCCGAGAAUACCAGGGACAUACGUCGACGAUCCUGGACUUGAGCUGGAGCAAGAACAACUUCCUGUUAUCCUCUUCCAUGGACAAAACCGUUCGGCUCUGGCAUGUUAGCAGAGACGAAAAUCUAUGUACCUUCAAGCAUUCCGACUUUGUUCCUUCUAUUCAGUUUCAUCCUACGGACGAUCGGUUUUUCCUAGCUGGAUCGCUUGACGCCAAGUUGCGACUAUGGAGCAUCCCCGACAAGAGUGUGGCGUUUUCGAUCACUGUUCCAGACAUGAUCACGUCAGUGGCGUUUACACCCGACGGAAAGACGUGUAUAGCCGGUACCCUCGGUGGACUCUGCAUGUUCUACGAUACCGAAGGAUUGAAAUGGCAGGCGCAACUACACGUAAAAUCGACUCGCGGCCAAAACGCAAAGGGCAGUAAGAUUACAGGAAUCCAAGCGACGUAUUGGCCUCCAGGAAGCGAGAGUGGCGAGAUGAAGCUGCUAGUAUCGAGCAAUGAUUCGAGGCUGCGCAUCUACAACAUGAAGGACAAGACUCUAGAAAUGAAGUUUCGUGGCCACGAAAAUAACUGCAGUCAGAUACGAGCCACGUUCGCUGAUAGCAGUGGACAUAUCAUCUGUGGAAGUGAGGAUCGGAAAACCUACAUUUGGUCAACGACAUCUACGGCAGAGGGCGAAAAGAGGAACCAUCGUCCGGUGGAGAUGUUCGAAGCCCACAAUUCGAUCACGACGUGUACUGUCAUCGCACCCGUCCAGACACGGCAGUUGCUCAGCGCAUCAGAAGAUCCCAUCUUCGACCUCUGCAAUCCACCACCGGUUACUCUAGUGUCAAAAGCUGAAUCUGUCGUUUCGUCACGGGCACCUACAGAAGCAGGCUCAGCCCAUCCAACACCCGCACCCACAGAUACCAACUUCAAGAAAGCUGCCGAAAGCCCAGCAUACGUUGCUCGCUCGGCACAUCGAGGCGGCAAUAUCAUCGUUACAGCGGACUAUACCGGAGCGCUGAAAGUUUUUAGACAAGAUUGUGCCCAUCAAAAACGAAUGCGCUUGAGCGAACAAUGGGACGCCGCGUCCAUGAAGAGAGCAUCGGGUAUCGGACGACCCAGCAGCAUCAUAUCGCGGACUAGCCGAUCACGGCGUGACAGCGUAUCUACACAACCACCAAACGACCGAAUCAUGACAUGGCGACAAAGCAUCUCGCACGCCAGCUUCGACUCAACGAAUUCUCUUCCUCGCCGCAGCGCUUCACCUCGAAAGUCGCUGGCCGCUUUGAGCUUUCACUCAACACCCCACGAAUCCCCCGUCCUACAUCCUACAAAAACCAACGAUACAUUCGACACCAAGCCCACAGGCACACCCAAGACAUCCAUAUCCAUGGACCGGACCACCACCUCUUUACGCAGUGCAUCACAAUCUGAAGCCUCGUCACCAAUCAAAGAGCCGUACACUGUUACUGCUGACCCAGACGACGAACCGGAUUCGCAUGGACAAAGAGCUAGUUCUACAAACCCUCUUGCUUUGUACAACGGUCAGAGCUGGCUCUUUUGGACAAAUCGUGAUAAGAGUGCGCUGACAGCUGGGAACAAGAAGGAAGCAGAAAGACCGGAUCUGUUGGGUCGCAUGAGUACACUUAGCCAGAUUAGUAGGCUGACGGAUGAGAGGAGUGAGGAGGAGGGGGACAGCAAGAAGUAAUGCGUUGUAGGCGUUUGUGAGCAUAUGGGGGUUGGAGUCUUGCAGGUUACAAGUCUUUGGUGUCUACUCGCGCACAGGGCUGGGUUGGAAGUGUAUCGCAGCACGAUGAAGUACGCAUAUGAGAAACAAUAUCCAGUUACUUUGCAAACUUUCACGAGAAGGUCUGCAUUUUG
This is a messenger RNA of Alternaria rosae, 3264 nucleotides long. RefSeq names its product WD40-repeat-containing domain protein. Bases 494 to 3091 code for a protein of 865 amino acids. The transcript is spliced from 5 exons. NCBI's taxonomy places the organism in Eukaryota, Fungi, Ascomycota, Dothideomycetes, Pleosporales, Pleosporaceae. Gene Ontology annotation, molecular function: protein binding. The record is from RefSeq and is a predicted model, not a curated record.